AGGUGACAUUUGUCAAAGUCAGCAUAAAAAUUGCUAACCUGCUCUUUGAGCAGUUUGAGUGGAGGUUUUUUUAUAGAAUAAAUGAAAAUAUAUUGCAUCGCUAGAAAUACAUAUAAAUAAUUCAAAGAUCUCAUGAAAUAUAUUUACAUUUCAAGUGUAUAUUUAAGAUCGGCAUAAGUUAAUUUUUGGGUAGGUAGUGAGCACCGGUGAAAUUGUGAUCAUGGCGAACCCGUCAUCAGGCGUUGUGGUUCCUAGAAAUUUUCGACUUCUAGAAGAACUUGAGCAAGGUCAGAAGGGAGUGGGCGACGGCACAAUUUCUUGGGGUCUCGAAAGCGAUGAUGAUAUGACCCUGACUCACUGGACUGGCAUGAUAAUUGGUCCUCCAAGGACUCCUUAUGAAAAUAGGAUGUAUUCUCUUAAAAUUGAAUGUGGAACUCGAUACCCAGAUGAACCUCCUACUGCUCGAUUCAUUUCUAGAAUCAACAUGAACUGUGUCAACAGCCAGACUGGUCUUGUGGAUAACAGGCAAGUUCCAAUUCUCGCAAGAUGGCAACGUGACUAUACUAUCAAGACAGUUCUUCAAGAACUGAGACGUCUUAUGACUCUUAAAGAAAAUAUGAAGCUUUCUCAGCCCCCAGAGGGAAGCACUUUUUAGUUAUUCACAUAAUAAACAUGUUUUAAUAACCCAAUCUGCUCCUACUUUGCUAAAUUUUAGGAUAUUAUAUUACAUUCAUUUAUAUAAGUCCAAUAAUAUUAUAGUUAUUAAUAUGUGGCAUAGUUUUCAGUAAUGUUAAAUAUGCUAGUAUGUGUAAUAUUUGUCUUCAUGCAUUUAUUGUAAUUUUUUUUAUUUUAAAUAAUUCAUAAAGCAACUUGUUUGCUUCUAAGUCUAUUGUACUUGCAGUGGGUUGGGUGGAAAGUUUCUUGUAUUCACUUAAAAAUAGCUUUUAAUUACCCAUAUAGAGGGUAAUACCUGUUUAUUUAACUCUACCUAAAUUAUUGUGGCCUUUUUAAAAGUCAAACUUGCUUUCUAUGAUUAAGACUAGAUUUACUGAUAUCAAGAUUUUUGGUAAAUGAUUUUAAUGGCUUUACUUAUGAACAAAGAAAUAUUCUAAAUGAAAAUCUUUUGUUUAUAUAUAGAGCCAUAAAUCAAUAAUAAUUAAUACACAUAAACUUUAAUUCAAGUUAUGUUUAUCAAAGUAUAAUCUCACAAUAUGAAUAUUUUUUUUUCUUAGUUAAAAUGAAGUGUAAAAUAUUUUAGGAAAUUUCUUAGAGGCAUAAGAUGAAGUACUACUGUUUCACUAUAUAAGGCUUUUCAUUAUAUGGAUGUUCCACAUAAAAACCACAAUAAGUAAUAGAGUCAAAUCAUUAUCCAUAUAGCUUGGCAAAUUAUCAAUAUAAUUGCGUGAUUUCGUUGUUACAAACCAGAAGGCUAAGUCAAAUUGAUUCAUAGCAUUAAUAUUUUUACCAAUGUAUAACUAGCAAAGGUAAAUAAAAUCAAAUGAUACUGUAAUUGCA
Vanessa atalanta (red admiral) is the source of this 1515-nucleotide messenger RNA. It is a transcript of the gene Uev1A, whose product is annotated as ubiquitin-conjugating enzyme E2 variant 2. Lineage: Eukaryota; Metazoa; Arthropoda; Insecta; Lepidoptera; Nymphalidae. Gene Ontology annotation, cellular component: nucleus. Gene Ontology annotation, biological process: DNA damage tolerance; protein K63-linked ubiquitination. The record is from RefSeq and is a predicted model, not a curated record. The coding region runs from base 221 to 655 and encodes 144 amino acids. The transcript is spliced from 4 exons.